GCCCUCGACCUUCUCUCCACCUGCGUUUAUCAUUUCCCGUUCCCUUGUGCACGUUCUGUCUGUUGUACUGACAUUGAUCGACUCCUCCUUUCCCAUAAAAACAAGCCAACAUGUCCUCUAAAAUUUAUGUUGGAAAUUUGAGUUGGAACACGAACGAUGAUACUUUACGUGAAGCUUUCUCGGCAUUUGGAAAUGUGAUAGAUAGUAUUGUCAUGCGCGACCGUGAAACCGGCCGCUCGCGAGGGUUCGGGUUUGUCACUUAUGGCUCCUCUCAGGAAGCGGAAACUGCUAUCAGUGGCAUGAAUGAACAAGAAUUGGAUGGGAGAAGAAUAAAAGUCAACCUUGCUAAUACUCGGCCCACCGGCUAUAGCUCUGGUGGUGGCGGUGGCGGCGGCGGUGGCUAUGGCAGUGGAGGCUACGGCGGAUAUGGCGGCGGUCAACAACCUUACGGACAACAAGGCUACUAUCCAAGUGGCGGCGGCUAUGGGGGAUAUUACCAAGGAGGGUACCAACAAGGUGGUGGUGGUGGUGGUUAUGGGUAUUGAACUGUUCCAAUUUACGAGCCAAACGUGUCCAUGAAUCACGCUUCAUUUCAUCCAUUUCUUCUGCGAUCAACUGAUGUGUGUUGACUUCGCCAUCAUUUUGUGGCUUAUGAACCUCCCCCCCC
Pisolithus orientalis is the source of this 667-nucleotide messenger RNA. RefSeq lists its product as uncharacterized. The transcript is spliced from 6 exons. NCBI's taxonomy places the organism in Eukaryota, Fungi, Basidiomycota, Agaricomycetes, Boletales, Pisolithaceae. The record is from RefSeq and is a predicted model, not a curated record. Gene Ontology annotation, molecular function: RNA binding. Bases 111 to 545 code for a protein of 144 amino acids.